This is a messenger RNA of Drosophila erecta, 1297 nucleotides long. It is a transcript of the gene Dysb, whose product is annotated as dysbindin protein homolog. Lineage: Eukaryota; Metazoa; Arthropoda; Insecta; Diptera; Drosophilidae. Gene Ontology annotation, cellular component: cytoplasm. The transcript has 2 exons. The coding region runs from base 125 to 991 and encodes 288 amino acids. The record is from RefSeq and is a predicted model, not a curated record. Gene Ontology annotation, biological process: negative regulation of protein kinase activity.
UUUUCUCUCGGCACCUGCCCGAACAGCUGAUUCUUUAUUUACCACUCAAUUUUCGAUGGAAAACGCCAGCGCGAAGACAAUUAGAAAUCGUUUAGUUAGAUAAAUAGAGAUCAGUGGACGCAAGAUGUUUGGGAACCUGAAAAAGAAGCUGAGCAGUGCGAUUCAGGAGGGCCUGGUGAUCUCGGAGAAUCUGCAACAGCAAUAUCGCCAGCGUGUCAGUUCCGGGAACUCGGGGAGUAGCCAAGCCAGUGGGAUUACGACCCCCACUUCGCCACUGGGCCUCAACGAGAGUCUGUCGUCCAGCAGGAGCAGUAGUCUCUCCCUUAGUUCUCCCUUUCAGCUAACCGAUGGAGUGCCCAGCCACCUAAAUGUCGCAGUAGGUUGCAGUUUGCUGGCCAAAUACGAGGAUGAUUGGCAGAAGAUUCAUGGCGCCAACGAAGAAAACGCUGAGAAGGCUGCGCAGAUUGCUAACCAAAUCUCCGGACUUCAAAACAAGGCCAGCCAUCAGCGCAAGAUCAUUAGUGAGCUGAACAACAGUCUGGCGGGGAUUCCCACGUUGAUCGCUCAAUUGCAAGCCAGCUCACAGGUCCUUAAUUCCCUGGAGGAAAUGGGUCAGCAAUUAGAGGUUGAACUGGAGAAGCUGGAGGACCUGUGCGAGGAGUGCGAGCUCCAAGAGUUUAUCCUCGAGCAGCAGUUUCAGCUUUCCCGACACAAGCAAAAGAAACUAAACGAACUGGAGCAGUAUCGCCAGCAAAUAGCCCAGAAACACCAAUCCAAAAUCAAAGAUCAGGAGCAGACCCUACUGAAGCUCCAGAGGGAACGACAGGCCGUCUUCGACGACGCCUUCCGAGGAGAUAUGGAGGAAUACAAACAGCAUGGCCAGCUGACAAAAAUUCAAACCACCAGCAACAAGUUGUCUCUGGAGGAAGUCGUCCUCGAAGCCAACGAAGUGGAAACAAAAGAUGCUUUGGAGCAAUUUCUAAAUGGCUAACUCACAUUAUUUGCUCAUCUUGCAAAAGACUACAAUUUGUGCCUUAAAGUGCAAUAAGCAGUGUUAUUGUUAAAAUAUUUUAAAGGGGAAUCCUGAAAAUCAACUUAACUUUUUCACGGCAUUUUCUUACUGCAUUUAAUCUUCAGACUAUAAAAUUAAAGGGAAUCGGGCAUACAAAUUAAUUAUCUAUACCAAAGUAUUUUAACAUUCAUAUUCAUUUUUAAAGUAAUUUACAAAUUUUUGUACCAUCUCGGAUUACUAUAUUUUAAAAAAUUAAGUCAAAGUAAAAGCGAAAUUUUAGGAAUA